Cercocebus atys (sooty mangabey) is the source of this 3015-nucleotide messenger RNA. It is a transcript of the gene OCLN, whose product is annotated as occludin. The record is from RefSeq and is a predicted model, not a curated record. Lineage: Eukaryota; Metazoa; Chordata; Mammalia; Primates; Cercopithecidae. Gene Ontology annotation, biological process: bicellular tight junction assembly. Gene Ontology annotation, cellular component: cytoplasmic vesicle; apical plasma membrane; bicellular tight junction.
UUAACAGCGCGCUGGCAGGGUGUGGGCAGCAGGGCUGCGUCCUCCCGCCCCCUCCCAUCCGAGUUUCAGGUGAAUGGGUCACCGAGGGAGGAGGCCAACACACCACACCUACACUCCCGCGCCCACCUCUCCCUCCCUGCUUCCUCCGGCGGAGGCGGCAAGAACCGAGAGCUAGGGCCAGAGCGCCAAGGAGCUCGUCCGGGACGCAGCAGAUUGGGUUAUCUUGGGAGCUAUAGGGCAUUGCUCAUCCUGAAGAUCAGCUGACCAUUGACAUCAGCCAUGUCAUCCAGGCCUCUUGAAAGUCCACCUCCUUACAGACCUGAUGAAUUCAAACCGAAUCAUUAUGCACCAAGCAAUGACAUGUGUGGUGGAGAGAUGCAUGUUCGACCGAUGCUGUCUCAGCCAGCAUACUCUUUUUACCCAGAAGAUGAAAUUCUUCACUUUUACAAAUGGACCUCUCCUCCAGGAGUGAUUCGGAUUCUGUCUAUGCUCAUUAUUGUGAUGUGCAUUGCCAUCUUUGCCUGUGUGGCCUCCACGCUUGCCUGGGACAGAGGCUAUGGAACUUCCCUUAUAGGAGGUAGUGUAGGCUACCCUUACGGAGGAAGUGGCUUUGGUAGCUACGGAAGUGGCUAUGGCUAUGGCUAUGGUUAUGGCUAUGGCUAUGGAGGCUAUACAGACCCAAGAGCAGCAAAGGGCUUCAUGUUGGCCAUGGCCGCCUUUUGUUUCAUUGCCGCGUUGGUGAUCUUUGCUACCAGUGUUAUAAGAUCUGAAAUGUCCAGAACAAGAAGAUAUUACUUAAGUGUGAUAAUAGUGAGUGCUAUCCUGGGCAUCAUGGUGUUUAUUGCCACAAUUGUCUAUAUAAUGGGAGUGAACCCAACUGCUCAGUCUUCUGGAUCUCUGUAUGGUUCACAAAUAUAUGCCCUCUGCAACCAAUUUUAUACACCUGCCGUUACUGGACUCUACGUGGAUCAGUAUUUAUAUCACUACUGUGUUGUGGAUCCCCAGGAGGCCAUUGCCAUUGUACUGGGUUUCUUGAUUAUUGUGGCUUUUGCUUUAAUAAUUUUCUUUGCUGUGAAAACUCGAAGAAAGAUGGACAGGUAUGACAAGUCCAAUAUUUUGUGGGACAAGGAACACGUUUAUGAAGAGCAGUCCCCCAAUGUCGAGGAGUGGGUAAGUGUUAAAAAAAUAACUUUACAUCUUUUAUUAAAGCCCCAAAUUUGUUUAAGGUUAAAAUGUGUCUGCAGGCACACAGACGUGCUCUCACCCCCAUCUGACUAUGCGGAAAGAGUUGACAGUCCCAUGGCAUACUCUUCCAAGGCAAAUGAUGACAAGCGGUUUAUCCAGAGUUCCUUAAAAUACACGCCGGUUCCUGAAGUGGUUCAGGAGCUUCCAGUGACUUCGCCUGUGGAUGACUUCAGGCAGCCUCGUUACAGCAGCAGUGGUAACUUUGAGACACCUUCAAAAAGGACUUCUGCAAAGGGAAGAGCAGGAAAGUCAAAGAGAACAGAGCAAGAUCACUAUGAAACAGACUACACGACUGGCGGCGAGUCCUGUGAUGAGCUGGAGGAGGACUGGAUCAGGGAAUAUCCACCUAUCACUUCAGAUCAACAAAGACAACUGUACAAGAGAAAUUUUGACACUGGCCUACAGGAAUACAAGAGCUUACAAUCAGAACUUGAUGAGAUCAAUAAAGAACUCUCCCGUUUGGAUAAAGAAUUGGAUGACUAUAGAGAAGAAAGUGAAGAGUACAUGGCUGCUGCUGAUGAAUACAAUAGACUGAAGCAAGUGAAGGGAUCUGCAGAUUACAAAAGUAAGAAGGAUCAUUGCAAGCAGUUAAAGAGCAAAUUGUCACACAUCAAGAAGAUGGUUGGAGACUAUGAUAGACAGAAAACAUAGAAGGCUGAUGCCAAGUUGUUUGAGAAAUUAAGUAUCUGACAUCUCUGCAUUCUUCUCAGAAGGCAAAUGACUUUGGACCAUAACCCAGGAAGCCAAACCUUGUGAGCAUCACAAAGUUUUGGUUGCUUUAAUAUCAUCAGUAUUGAAGCAUUUUAUAAAUAGCUUUUGAUAAUCAACUGGGCUGAACACUCCAAUUAAGGAUUUUAUGCUUUAAACAUUGGUUCUUGUAUUAAGAAUGAAAUACUGUUUGAGGUUUUUAAGCCUUAAAGGAAGGUUCUGGUGUGAACUAAACUUUCACACCCCAGAUGUUGUCUUAAUACCUACAUGUAUUUGUUUGCAUAGGUGAUCUCAUUUAAUCCUCUCAACCACCCUUCAGAUAACUGUUAUUUAUAAUCACUUUUUUCCACUUAAGGAAACUGGGUUCCUGCAAUGAAGUCUCUGAAGUGAAACUGCUUGUUUCCUAGCACACACUUUUGGUUAAGUCUGUUUUAUGACUCCAUUAAUAAUAAACUCCCUGGCCUUUCAUAUUUUAGAUACUAUAUAUGUGAUGAUCUACCAGCCUCCCUAUUUUUUUCUGUCAUAUAAAUGGCUAAAAGAAGUUUUUCUUAAAUAAUAAAGAUCAUGUAAAAGUAACAAAUGUGUGAAAUUUAAAGAUUGUAAAUAUACAUUUACUUUUUUAAGAUCAAAGUUUAAACCCAGUGGUUAGAAUUUUGUGUAUUUUUAAAUACUUUUUAUCUUUUAUGGUUUACAUGCAUUUUUUAAAAAACCAACUAAACCUUUUCUUUAUAUCAGAAUAUCUGAUUACAUUUAUAAUUCAAUUGUGACUUGAACUGUAUCUUACAGGAAUGUUCAAUUUCUAUACAUAUUUUAUAAGGUAUUCAACCUGGUGUUUUCUUUCCAUAAUAACCUGUUUGAUGUUGUUAGUGCUGUUAACAUACAGCUGUGGAAAACCACACUCAGGAGUUGUAUCUGUUGUUGUUUAUACUCUUUUGGGUGCUGUGCUGGUUAGUCGUUUCCCAAUCCUUUGGCUGUAAGAAUGCUGGUGUGUCUGCAAAUAGAAUGGUAUACCACGAAAUACCAAAUAAUUUCAAAUGGUGCCCUUAAAUUGUAUCACUUUUU